Messenger RNA from [Torrubiella] hemipterigena, 2474 nucleotides. The record is from the annotation of a GenBank genome assembly. NCBI's taxonomy places the organism in Eukaryota, Fungi, Ascomycota, Sordariomycetes, Hypocreales, Clavicipitaceae.
CAAAUCAGAAUAUGAAUGCUCACUGACAAUAACUUCUAAUAUGUAAGAGCUGAUCAUUUUGUAUGAAUCCUGCAUCUUGGUUUGCGCAGUCUGCUCAACGACAUUUAGUGCUGCUGUCAACUCGUUCAUACAUCCUCGAUAAUUGUGGAAUACCUUCUUUAUAAAACUCUCGUGUUUGCUCAUAACUAAUACUCCCUCUCAACAAGAUUCACCCCUCACAAAAUACCAAUGGGCUACGGUUGCUGUCUCUGCGGCGUCGAUAUACACGAUGGUCCCCGCCAAAACACCUUAAGGCAACCACCGCCUUGGAACACCCAAUGCCGAGUCUUGUAUUCAUGCAAUAAUAUCGCGCAGCUAUCUGGAAUUGGCAGCAUUCUAGAAUUCAGAUACAUGGUUCCGGAAGACCCCGAUAUCGCCUGGGAUCAUGCGGAUUAUUGGGACGUACCGGCCCCGACUCUUGCGGCCAUCAAUGAAGACUAUACUGGACCUGCCUUCCCAUUCCACGUAGCCUGCUGGAGUCUGCUCAGUGCCGCAUUUCGGCCUGAACAAAUCCCUUUGGAGCGGCUUUUGGCUGUUUGCCAGUCGACACAUCUAAUUAAUACGCACAGACUAGACUGGCUGCAUUCAUAUGGGGGCUUAUAUGUUAACAAUGGUGACGCUUGUUGGAAUCGGAAUCUCCAAGUGAUAAGCGUCGAAACGGCCCCCCCUGGCGCAGAUCUUGAAUAUUUUACAACUGAUCCGUUCACGGUACUUGGCAUGGAGGAGUUGUCUAACAAAAAGUGGCAACCAGAGAAAGCAUCCGAGCAUUCUACACCUCAAUGGGGUCAAAAUGACGUCUUUUCAAACCUCCCAGAAGAUGUUUGUUAUGAGAUUGCAACACAUCUGUCGACCAAAGAUGCUCUCACCAUGCACCUAGUGUCGCGCCACUUUGCUCAGCCAACGUUUCGUAAGUCCUUCUGGCUAUCUAGAUUCAGAGGGCGUGGUGAAAGAGUGUGGCUUUUGGAAUCGAGAACCUGGGAUCGAGCAGUUGAUUGGGAAUACGUCUAUUGUAAGACUACCGAUAAACAUUGCGGCAAACAACUGAAGAAUCGUCAGCGCAUUUGGAAGCUGGCCCAGCAUCUUGUUGAUUUAGUGGAUUUGGUCUGGGUUCUAGCGCCUGCACCCAUGGUAAACCUCAAGCAUGACCAAUGUGCUACUCAGUGGAUUGACACUAACGGAGACAUUUAUCGACCUACUGACGAGGACGAUGGAUAUAAAGGCUUUGUCAAUUCAAAAAAGCACUGUCGCCUGAUCCACGAGGUCGAGAUUCCGCUCACUCAGGAUGCCAGGUCUAUUUCGUUUGCGACAAGAGACAUAGGUGAUUUUCAAUACUUGGUAGGCUUGACUAUUAUUAGCGCCGAUGAAAAGAAAACGGCCAUGCAAAUUGGCUACCGCGGCACGACCAACACAGCUGAGUUUGACGUUGAGCUACUUACAGGAUUUCGCGUUGCGGCUGAUCCGUCCGGAAUUUGCGGUAUUCAAUGCGGUUUUGCUCCAACACCCAAUACUGCCUUAUCUAGUGGCAGGUUAUGGUCCCAAUGGUUUGGGGCAAGCGAUGGCGUACCCGUGACAGAGAAGUUGAAAGACCUAAGCACCAUCUAUGCACUCCGUAUUGGUUUUGAUGUAAGUGCUCGUCAGAGUAUGGCUCUGCCCUACAUGUAAGUCUGCCCUGCUAACAGUUCAGGCCUAUAAAAUGGUUAGUCUGGCGGUCAAAGUGCCAGAACUUACCAACAAUCUGUCUCGGCAGUUGGCACCAAUCCAGGCUGGCUCAAUGUACUGGAGCGGCAUUCUGCCACCCUUUGAGUAUCAAACCCAGGACGCAAUCACAUCCACCACUGAGAGAGGUUUGCACGAAUAUUCUGCAAAGAUUUACACCCCAAUCUCUUAUGUCGAGCGAGUAGUUGGCGUUACCGUAGUUAUCGAACCGAUUCUGACUGGAUUUCUGCAACUCGAACACCUCGAACGUGAGUUCAAUGAAGGGCUCCUCCACAGUAUCAAAGUCGAGUAUGACCGCCAGGCGUUUUAUCCUCAUGAGUCCAAAGAUCAGCUUUUCGAGAAAGCCCCCCUCCCGAUAUUCUAGGUGGGUUCACACCUCGAGAAGACUAUCGGCGUGAUCGUUUGGUCGAACAAAAGUUUGCAAUUGACGGAGAAGGAGGCGAAAGAAUUACAAACCUGGAGCCAAUACUGUAUACAGCACGUCUAAGGACUGAGUCUCCAAGAUUAGCAUCGUUUAAGCUGUGGACAAAUCGGGGAAGAAUGAUGUGGUUCAAGCACACGGCAGAAGGAGAGACACCACCGGAUAUAGUGGUUGACCAUUCACCCCAACCAAGCAAGCCAAUGGUUGGAUUUCAUUGGAUGAGUGUUCGAGGGCGUCUCACUGAGCUCGGCCCAAUGUUUAAGUAGUGUAGCAGCCCCAAACUACCACUCCAAAGGUC